Molecule: messenger RNA, 1286 nt
Organism: Frankliniella occidentalis (western flower thrips)
Lineage: Eukaryota; Metazoa; Arthropoda; Insecta; Thysanoptera; Thripidae
Product: quinone oxidoreductase-like
Exons: 8
Coding region: 189-1235 (348 amino acids)
Cellular component (GO): cytosol
Molecular function (GO): NADPH binding; mRNA 3'-UTR binding; quinone reductase (NADPH) activity
Source: RefSeq, a predicted model, not a curated record
GCACGUCUGCCUUCUGCCAUCGCCGUCCAGCCAGCGGCAAGGCCGAAGUACAUGUUUGUGUUUCAGAAGUCGAAUUCGUUGCUUGUACCUUUUAUUGGGAAUGAUAGCCAAACACACGUGAACUAAGCUCCUGAGAAGUGUCUCUCCUAUCUAUUCGUGCUGUCAGCUUCGUACGAUCGAAGUUCAGAAUGUGUUCUUCGCUUGGUAGACACGGGCAUGCACUACUUACACAAUUUUCAGUGGUCCACAGCUCAAGCAUUCGUCAUUUAAUGAGAGCAGUUCAAAUUCAUCAAUUUGGAGGUCCAGAGGUUUUACAAGUUAAUAAUGUUGAAGUACCUGAGGAGAAGGAAAAUGAAGUUUUAGUAGAAGUGAAACGUUGUGGUAUAAAUCCAGUAGAUGUUUAUACAAGAGAGGGAGGGUUUGCUGUUUUACCGACACUACCCCUUAUCCUGGGAAAAGAGGUAUCUGGUGUAGUCGUUAGAAAAGGGAGAAAUGUGACAAAAUUUAAGGAAGGAGACAGAGUAUAUUGUUGUUUACCAUGGAAUGGUGGUUAUGCUGAAAAUGUAGUUUGUUCCCAAGAUCAUACUUUUAUACUGUCAAAUAAACUGUCUUUUUCACAAGGGGCUGGAAUGUAUGUUCCAUAUUUUACGGCAUAUCGAGCAUUGGUCAUCAAAUGUCAGAUGAAAAAAGGUGAGAAAGUUCUUGUUCAUGGUGCAAGUGGUGCCGUUGGUAUAGCAGCUGUUCAGCUUGCAAAACAGACAGGUCUGUGUGUAGUUGGCACUGCUGGUACAGAAGCAGGACUCGAAAUAGUAAAGAAAGCAGGUGCUGACUAUGUUUUCAACCAUAGAGAAGAAGACCAUCUAAAGAAGGCAUAUGAAAUAACUGAAGGCAAAGGUUUUGAUGUUCUGCUCGAAAAUAUGGCCCAUGUCAAUCUGGGAAAUGACCUGAUGGUUUUAAGUCAAAAAGCAAGAUUAGCGGUUGUGGGUUCCCGCAAUGAGGUGACGAUUGUGCCUAGGCACCUGAUAUAUACGGAGGCUAUGGUUGUUGGUAUCAAGUUACUAGCCAAUACUCAGGAAGAGAUGCAAGAAAUAGGAAAUGUUUUAUUAAAAGGAGCAGAUGAAGGUUGGGUUAAUCCCAUAGUAGAUAGAGAAUUUGAUCUCGACAGUGCCAAGGAAGCUCACAAUCUGAUGAUUUCUAACAGAGGAGCUAGAGGAAAACUUAUAUUCAAAACUUGAUUUUGUACAUUAAAAUGCAAUUCUAAAUUAAAUGUAUGAAAAAAAUAAUAA